Drosophila pseudoobscura is the source of this 420-nucleotide messenger RNA. RefSeq names its product gram-negative bacteria-binding protein 3. The transcript has a single exon. Bases 26 to 331 code for a protein of 101 amino acids. NCBI's taxonomy places the organism in Eukaryota, Metazoa, Arthropoda, Insecta, Diptera, Drosophilidae. The record is from RefSeq and is a predicted model, not a curated record. Gene Ontology annotation, molecular function: carbohydrate binding.
AGUUCUUCGGUCAGUGUGGAUCAUCAUGUCGAGCUAUCAAGUGCCAGUGGCUAAAGUCGAGCUACUUUCCGGCCGUGGCUUUUCCGUUUCGAUACCCGAUGAGAGGGGCAUAUCGCUGUUCGCCUUCCAUGGAAAGCUCAACGAGCCAAUCACGGAUCUGAGCGAUCAGCACUGGGCAGCGGACAUCGUGAACACGGACGCGAACGGGCGCUGGACCUACACCAAUCGGAAUGUGGAGCUGUACAAGGGAGACGUCAUCUACUACUGGACGACGGUGCGAUUCCAUGGCGUUGACUACCAGAGAAUGCACCAAGAGGAGGAAGUUCCCUAGAAAUGGGACCCGUUACGUUGAUUAAAUAAAGCCAUACCCAGUAGUCGGUUGCCAGAUAAUUCAGUUGCAUGCUCGGCUGCCUGUCAUAC